This is a messenger RNA of Orbicella faveolata, 1509 nucleotides long. RefSeq lists its product as uncharacterized. NCBI's taxonomy places the organism in Eukaryota, Metazoa, Cnidaria, Anthozoa, Scleractinia, Merulinidae. The record is from RefSeq and is a predicted model, not a curated record.
CUUUCAACAGCCAGUCUGCUGUCUUCGACGGACAAAAACAAAAUGAUAAAAUAGACCUAAAAGUUUUUGAUAACAAGCAAAUGGCAUAUAUUAAAUAUCAACAUCAACAUCUUAGAUGAUGAAACCAUGGUCUCCUUCGAUGUGAUUUCCUUAUUCACUGCUAUUCCUGUAGAAAAAGCCUGUAACUACAUCAGGAAGAAAUUAGAUGAUUAUUCUCUCCAUUCCAGAAGUAAUCUAGACAUUGAUGACAUAAUUUGUUUACUAAACCUUGUGCUGUCCAACAAUUAUUUCAUUUCCAAUGACGACAUCUACAAACAAAUCCACGGCUGUGCCAUGGGUAGCCCUGUCAGCCCUGUAGUGUCCAACUUAUGUAUGGAGGAAAUUGAAGAAACAGCAAUCGAUUCAACCCCGGUUCCACCCAAAAUCUGGAAACAUUACGUAGGUGACAGUUUUUGUGUCAUCAAAAAGAAUGCAGUUACUUCUUUUCAUGACUCACUGAACUCUAUCGACCCACAUAUUUCCUUCAUCAUCGAGCACGAAUCUAAUGGUCAGCUGCCAUUCCUCGACACCCUUAUUUCUCGCGAUAAUGAGAGGCUCAACAUUGAUGUCUAUCGGAAGUCCACGCACACGGACAGAUAUCUUGAUUUCCGUUCACAUCAUGACAGAGAACACAAAAUCAGCACUGCAGCAACACCUUUACAUAGAGCCCUAAAACUACCAAACUUGGAAGCUGGAAAAGCCCGUGAAAUUGAUCGCAUUAGCACCGCGUUACAAUCUUAUGGCUACCCACAAAAAGUCACUGCUGAUAUCAUAAGAAAGAAAUCUUCGACUUCUCCAACACCUUCACCUGAAGAACUAGUUGGGAUGUUCUUCAGUUGGGCUGACCCAACGAAUACUCAGAGCUUCGCGGUCCUCCCCUACAUCAAAGGUAUUACCGAGCCUCUUUCUAGAAUUCUCAAAAGUCAUGAUAUUUGAGUAACCAACAAACCAAUCAAAACACUACAACAAGAGUUCCCUGUUCCCAAGUUUCGACCUUGGGUCGACGACCAGUGCAAUGUUGUUUACAAAAUCCCUUGUGGGUCUUGUCCCUGGAGUUACAUCCGCGAGACAAAAAGAUUGUUUAGUACAAGGUGAAAAGAACAUAUCAGAAAUACUAAACAAUGUGCUAAAGGCUCCAAUGUAGCAAAACAUGCCUGGACCUUUGAUCAUACCAUCGACUUUACCAAUGCUGAGAUAAUUGACAAAGGCAACAGCCGCAUUAGAAAGAUGCUGGAAUCCUGGCACACAGUGAAAACGGUUGAGGCCGACAACAAUUCGUGCCCUCUGCCGGGACAAUAUGACAUUCUUUUAAACAAACACUAAUUUUACACUUGUAGGAUUCUCACAUUCUUUCUCAUGUAUUCUAUUUAAUAUAUGCCAUUUGCUUGUUAUAUUCAAACACUUUUAGGUCUAUUUUAUCAUUUCAUUUUUGUCCAUCAAAGACAGCAGACUGGCUGUUGAAAGCUCACA